This is a messenger RNA of Quercus robur (English oak), 462 nucleotides long. RefSeq lists its product as uncharacterized. Lineage: Eukaryota; Viridiplantae; Streptophyta; Magnoliopsida; Fagales; Fagaceae. The coding region runs from base 1 to 462 and encodes 153 amino acids. The transcript has a single exon. The record is from RefSeq and is a predicted model, not a curated record.
AUGGACGUGGAAAACGUUUUGAUGGGUGAACCUUGGUCCUUUGAUAGACAUUUGGUGGUGCUAGAGCAGUAUGAUGGGUCCAUCCAAGUUAACGAGUUGAAGUUCAGAAGCACAUUUUUUUGGGUUCAAAUCCAUGGUCUCCCUCACUCCCAUUUGAAUGUUGAAACGGCUCUCAGGCUCGGUGAUUCUUUAGGUGUAGUCUCUAAACCUAAAGAUAUAAGUGAGAUGAAAGGGGGUACUUUUAUGCGAGUGAGAGUGGAGGUGGAUGUUAUGAAGCCAUUGUGCAGAGGGCGGCGUGUUACCUGGGAUGAAGCAUCGGAGGGUUGGAUUUAUUUCAAAUAUGAGAGGCUCCCCAACAUUUGCUAUUGGUGUGGUCACUUGUCACAUGAUGACAAAGACUGCAUUAUUUGGCUUCAGAGUAAAGGAUCUAUGUUGAUGGACAAGCAACAGUUUGGUGCAUGA